Mangifera indica (mango) is the source of this 1774-nucleotide messenger RNA. RefSeq names its product serine/threonine/tyrosine-protein kinase HT1. Lineage: Eukaryota; Viridiplantae; Streptophyta; Magnoliopsida; Sapindales; Anacardiaceae. Gene Ontology annotation, molecular function: ATP binding; protein kinase activity. The transcript is spliced from 3 exons. Gene Ontology annotation, biological process: protein phosphorylation. Bases 534 to 1655 code for a protein of 373 amino acids. The record is from RefSeq and is a predicted model, not a curated record.
GCCUGUUGAUCGGGUGAAUAGAAUAGAAGAUCCGGGUCUAAAAACUUGCACUAAUGAUGAAAAAAAGUAACAUCAAACAGUAAUGGGCAAUGAGGGAAAACCCAAAAGCUUGUUUUUGAACCGAGAAAUCACGGGACACCCCUGAAGUUUCUGCUUUGAAUUCAUCUUUCUACUGCCACACGACCUAACCUCUUCCUGAUCCUCCUAUUAGAUAGAGCCGUGAAAGUUUUACAAACCUCUUCUUUUUCAUCGGAAAAUGUACAUUUCCUUGAAUUUGCUCUUCAUUUCAUUACAAUUCUUGAAGCCAUGAACCUCCUUAACAGCAACCUGACGGUCUGCCAAGCUUACUGAGUCGCUUAUGGUGUGUUUUUGUUUUAGAUUCAUGAAACCCGAUUUCUCUUUUUCAUUUUUCUGCAGAACCCAUGUUUCUGAAUCAGUUCAUGCACUUUCUAAAAUCAAUUCACACAUUCAGAAGGAAAACCAGUAACAGUAAUUUGUGUUAAGAUACAGAGAAAACUAAAGUAAGAGCUACAAUGGCGAGCUCAUGUUUCCAUGCAUUUCGGCUUAGAAAAUCCAAGAGCAAACCUCCUUCAGUGCCUUCAUCGUCAAAAUCCCAGUUGAAUUCUGACAUGGAGAACCUGGAGAAGAAGAGAUUCGAUAGCCUGGACUCAUGGUCAAUGAUUUUGGACUCUGAGAACGUGGAGACUUGGGAGGUCUCAAAGGAGGAUCAAGAAGAAUGGACGGCUGAUCUUUCACAGUUGUUCAUUGGUAACAAGUUUGCGUCUGGUGCUCAUAGUAGGAUUUAUCGUGGAAUUUAUAAGCAAAGAGCUGUUGCCGUAAAAAUGGUGAGAGUUCCAAAUCAGGAGGAGGAGACUAGAACCAGACUUGAGCAACAGUUUAGGUCUGAAGUUGCCUUGCUUUCACGUCUCUUUCAUCCCAAUAUAGUUCAGUUUAUUGCAGCUUGUAAAAAGCCUCCUGUGUACUGUAUCAUCACUGAGUACAUGUCACAGGGGACUCUAAGGAUGUAUCUGAACAAGAAAGAGCCAUACUCGCUUUCAACAGAAACAAUUCUGAGGUUAGCUCUUGACAUAUCCAGGGGAAUGGAGUAUCUUCAUUCACAAGGGGUGAUCCACAGAGACCUGAAAUCAAAUAAUCUGCUUUUAAACGAUGAAAUGCGGGUAAAGGUAGCUGAUUUCGGUACAUCUUGUCUCGAGACACAGUGCCUCGAAACCAAAGGAAACAUGGGAACUUAUCGCUGGACGGCUCCGGAGAUGAUUAAAGAAAAGCCUUACACUCGAAAAGUGGAUGUUUACAGCUUCGGAAUUGUCCUCUGGGAGCUCACUACAGCUUUACUUCCAUUCCAAGGAAUGACCCCUGUGCAGGCAGCAUUUGCCGUGGCUGACAAGAACGAGAGGCCUCCACUGCCGGCGAGCUGUCAGCCUGCACUGGCGCAUCUGAUAAAGCGUUGCUGGGCGGCGAAUCCUGCAAAGCGACCGGAUUUCAGUGACAUAGUUUCAGCUCUGGAGAAAUAUGAUGAGCGUGUGAAAGAGGGUCUGCCUCUAACUUCACAUUCAGGACUUGUGAGCCGUAAUGUGAUUCUUGAACGCUUGAAAGGCUGUGUAACUAUGAGCUCCUCCAUACCUGUACAUGCCUGAUUAUAUUUUAAUUAGAAAGAGAAGAAGAAGGUGGUAUUUGCCAUUGUUGGCAGAUUAUUCAACUGCUUCACAACAAUAAUCUGUACAUUAUCUAAUCAAUGUAUCUCUUAUUUGUGGAA